CCUGCCAAGAUUAAAACAAACAUAUUUUUUUUUUGUUUUUUGAGAAAUAGAUUCAAACAGACAUUUAUAUUUAAAAAUAGAAACUAUCAAUAUUAGAUUGUCAUGAUGGUAUCUAACUUAAAAUAUUAUCCAUGUUACUAUAAAUUAGUUAUUUCUUUCCGCAUUGUCGAAAUUAACUUUUAAAAAAAUGUGCAUAUAGAAAGUACUAUUGAUGAAAAAAUUGCAUUUUUUAAAAAAAAAUAUCUAUUUGUAUAUUAUCAUUUUAAAAUAUGAAAGUAAUUUAUAGAAAAAUAGUAAAAAUAACUUUAAACAAAUUUUUCUAACAAAUAUCUUUUGUGUGAAUAUUAAUAUAUUUAUAUUUUUAACUAUCAAAAACUAAAAACUUAAUAAUAAAAUUUUCGUUAAGAUGUAUGUCACAUUGUAUUAGUUAUAAAUUUCAGUAAUAUAUGUUGUUUUCAAAUUUAUUUUUAUUAUUUGUUAGAACAAUAUAUAUGUAUAAAAUGAUUUUAAACAUAUCUUAAGAACAUUUAAAAUUGAAAUAUAUAUAUAUAUAUAUAUAUGUAUAUAAUUUAAAUUAAAAAUAUGCCAUCAAUUGAAGUCACUGCCACUUGAGGAUAUAUUUCUACACCACAUUUAUAUGUAAAUAUUGUCUUAUACGAAAUGGUCUAGCAACUGUAUUGUGAAUUUUUUUAUCUAGAAAAUCACGUAAACAAAUGUCAAAUGAACAUAAAAAUAACAAUUCUCACUUAGUAUCAAAUCAAAAUAUUCAAACUAAAAUCAAACGUUAAAAAAAAAACCCGACCACUAGUGUAAAUAUCAAUAAGGGUUUUCAACUUUAAAUUUUUUCCAGUCUUUAUUAUAUAGAUAAAUAACAUAAUUAUUGAGUCGGUUAAGAGCAUCUUUAAUAAAAAAAAUUAGUGUAGGUUCUUAGAAUUAAAAAAAAAAUAAUAAUAAUUGAAAGAGAAGAGAGAGUGUAGAGAAAAAUUCUAAUAUAAGGAUAUUUUAGAAUUCUAUUAGAACUCUAUAUGACACUUGUAUACUAUAGAUUGGUUGAAUUUUUUUUAUAACUAAUGUCAGUUAUCUAAUUAUAUAUUAUUGAAAUAUUUGUAUUUUUGUUUAAGAAACUCCUUAAAGUUCUUACUGAUAAAUAUUGCUCUAAGGCCCAGUGAAAAGAGAUACAGGGAAAAUAGGCCCACGAAGUAACACCACAAAUUAUCUUUUGCUAAGUCUUUUAUGAUAAAAUUAGGGUUUUCAACCUUUAACGUUUUGCCAAAGAUGAGGAGAGAUAGAGAAGAUGGUUACACUUCUCGAGGAGAAACAAACGGGCAAUCUCCAACCAUACGUGAUGCACUGCAUUAUGUCAGUGCUGUGAGGAACACAUUUCAUGACGACAUAGGGAAAUAUGAGACAUUCCUUGAGGUCAUGAAGGACUUUAGAGCUCAGAGAGACGACCAUAAUGGUGUCAUUAGAAGAAUAAAAGUUUUGUUCAAUGGUCACAACGACCUAAUAUUAGGUUUUAAUACUUUCUUACCCAAAAAGUAUACAAUAACCUUUCCGUUGGAGGAAGAGAAACCGAAGACCAGGGUAGGUUUCCAAGAUGCUUUCAGUUUCGUCACCAAGAUUAAGGCAAGGUUCUCAAGUGAUGAACAUGCGUAUAAAAGGUUUCUAGACAUCAUGGAGAUGUAUCGAAAGGAAAGAAAGUCCAUCAUUGAUGUCUACGAAGAGGUUACUAUUCUCUUCAAGGGUCAUGAUGAUCUGCUCGUGGAGUUCCUUAAUUUCUUACCUAAUUGUGCUGCAAUUUCUGACAUGCUUCCAAGGCAUUCUGAUAAGGUCGAAAACUGUGAUGAAAAGCUGGUUGUUUUCUCUGGUGGUAAUUCUACUGGAAAUUCCCUUGCUAAAGAAGGUCAGGGAGGCUAUUUGAACGUGGCAGAAAAUGGGCAAAUUCAAGAAUAUCAAAGUGGUCAAGAUGGUGGAAGAGAUACAGAUAGAGAUGACAAAACAGCUAGCAGUGUAAGCCAAAUUAUUGCCUCCUUCCAAAGGAUGUGAGUGACUCUUUUUCCAUAAUAACAUCGUUCUACUACACUGGAAUUACUGCGUUAUACAGUUUUCUUGUAAAAUGGUUGGUGUUUGCCCAUGCAAUAUCCAUAUGAUAAUUCUAAAAGUGGUCUUUAUUAAGAUACAAUUUAUCAUGAAGCUGUGUAUCUGUUACCGAUAGUGCAUCAUCCUCUCAAUCAGGAUCUAUCACAACCGCUUCUUCAGAUUCUUCGCCAUACUUCUUCUUUGUAACAUAAUAGUCAUUCUGGUAUAUGCCUACUUCUUUCAGAACCAGCAGGUAAUUCUAGACCCUGAGUGUGAUCUAGAACCGACCCUAACAUUCCUCACAAUAUUUUUUUUCUCAGACUUGCCUCUAGCAUAAUAUCAUUCUCCAUGUUCAUGUGAAACCCUAGAGGUUUUAAGAUCUUGAUCUUUCGGAAUUGGUUCCUUUGAAUCAAACGACAAAUCCCAAUUCCUCACAAUAUGGUUACACAUGUUCGGAAUUGGUUCCUUUGAAUCAAACGACAAAUCCCAACAAAAACGCCUAGUCGCUUCUGUACCCGAGUAUCCUCAUCUUGAAUCACUUUGAGGUACACAUGUUCAAGGUUCGGAAUUGGUUCCUGCAUAAGUAGCAAGGAACAAACAGUUCCGAACACAUUCUCAUCAAGAUACAUCAGAAAGUCAUGGACCUUGUCUUCCUCCCAUUGUGCCCUUAGCCUUAAGGUUACACUGAACUUGCAUGUACAUCCAUUGCAAACACAGCUCAGCAUUGGACGGUAACAUGCCAAACUGUCCCAAAUCUUUGUAAGUUUUCCAAGGCAUGUCUCGAUCAUGACACCAGCUUAAUGGCAGUUUACAAGUUACUUCCUCAGAUGCUGAACACGAGGUCCGUUCGUCACACGAAAUCGUCUGCAUAUGUGUUCCAACAAGUCUGUAGCAAGGGUUUGUGUGAGAUGUUCAAUCGCAGCCUUUGGUCAAUCGUCAUCUUGAUCCAUUGAUGGUCUUCCAAUCUUCAUAGUCGGAUGAGUCUUCAGCUGGCUGGGGAAGACUCCCGUCUACAAAUCCAAAUUUCUUCAUUGAGCUCAAAGCAGUCUCAAGGUUGAUAGCCAUCCUUGUAAAAAAUGAUGUGAGAUAACACUUCCUGGAUUGUCGCUUCGGUGAGAUCAUACGGCAAGAUCGUACGCCUUUGAAUAUCCAUCGUUGGUACCGUGACUCCAGAUCAAACAGCUGAGUUCUCAGUCAUGUUGUUAUCGCCCAUAUCGCAGAACCAAGUUUUCAGUCGUUUAGAAAUCAAAAAGGAAUCAAGACUAAGACAACAUAUAAAUCACAAAAAUAUUUGUGUCUGAUACCAUGUGAAAUAGUUGCAGAGAAUAGAGAAGGUUUUCUUGUGUCUUAUUCACGUUAGAGAUCAACUCUAUAUAUACAGCUUGUACAGAGAAAUAUCCCCAUGUAACCUAGCUAUAGGAUUAUGUAAACAUUCCUUACAAGGAAGAUUUCGUAUUAACUAUCGUAUAUACUCCAAUAGAUAAAGUGCCAAUAUCAGGAACUUGAACAUCUCAGAUUGCAUUUAAGGUUUGUUGUGCAGGCAUCGUUGUAGAGGAAUAUGGGAUUGCAUUUUCAUCAAAUUGGUGUCCACCACCUGCUGAGUUUCAAGCCAAUCAAGCUUUAGUAGCAGCAGUAGCCAUAUGUUGCCGUAUUAUAUUCUCGAGCACUGAGAUAGUACCAAAAUUAUUACUUAAAAUAUGAUAUGCCUGACGAUUUUGUUGUUAUUUCAUAAUAUUUCUAACGUACCUGCCAAGAUUCAGACAAACAUUUUUUUUUUUUUUAAACAUUACUUAAAAUAAGAUACGCCCGACGAGUUUGUUGGUUUAUCAUAAUAUUUCUCACAUACCUGCCAAGAUUAAAACAAACAUAUUUUUUUUUGUUUUUUGAGAAAUAGAUUCAAACAGACAUUUAUAUUUAAAAAUAGAAACUAUCAAUAUUAGAUUGUCAUGAUGGUAUCUAACUUAAAAUAUUAUUCAUGUUACUAUAAAUUAGUUAUUUCUUUCCGCAUUGUCGAAAUUAACUUUUUUUUAAAAAUGUGCAUAUAGAAAGUACAAUUGAUGAAAAUAUUGCAGUUUUUAAAAAAAAAAAAUAUUUAUUUGUAUAUUAUCAUUUUAAACUAUGAAAAUAAUUUAUAGAAAAAUAGUAAAAAUAACUUUAAACAUAUUUUUCUAACAAAUAUAUUUUUGUGUGAAUAUUAAUAUAUUUAUAUUUUCAACUAUCAAAAAAUAAAAACUUAAUAAUAAAAUUAUCGUUAAGAUGUAUGUCACGUUGUAUUAAUUCUAAAUUUCAGUAAUAUAUGUUGUUUUCAAAUUUAUUUUUUUAUCUGUUAGAACAAUAUAUAUGUAUAAAUUGAUUUUAAACAU
Molecule: messenger RNA, 4442 nt
Organism: Brassica napus (rape)
Lineage: Eukaryota; Viridiplantae; Streptophyta; Magnoliopsida; Brassicales; Brassicaceae
Product: paired amphipathic helix protein Sin3-like 6
Exons: 7
Coding region: 1234-2046 (270 amino acids)
Biological process (GO): negative regulation of transcription by RNA polymerase II
Cellular component (GO): histone deacetylase complex; chromatin
Molecular function (GO): transcription corepressor activity
Source: RefSeq, a predicted model, not a curated record